CUGGUGCCGUUAUCUAUACCGGAUACCAGUAGUACGGGAAAUAGCUCCAAUGUUUACGCUCUUCAAAGAGGAGGCGUAAAUUUAUCAAGAUGAUGGCGAUCAUACCAGCAACUUGGGAAAUGUAUGACAUGUUACAGGCAGUCAUACAGGCCCCAGCCUACCAUUUGAUAUUUGAGGCACUUCUGAUCAUAUUGAUAAUAAAGUUGUUGUUUUCAAAGUCUUAUGCACCAAACAAAACAAUACUUACAGAAAAGGAGAAAGAGGAUCUGAUCAAUGAGUGGCAACCGGAGCCUCUGGUUCCAGAUGUACCAGAUGACCAUCCCAUACUGCAGGCUAUGAACAACAACAUUAUCUCCGGUCGACCAGACAAGAUAAUGACUAUUAAUGGGAAAUCUGUGAUGAACAUGGCUUCGCUCAACUUCCUCGGUCUCCUGGGUGAUGAAUCUAUAGAGGCAGCUGCCCAGAAAGCAUUGAGCAAAUAUGGUGUUGGUUCUUGUGGUCCUAGAGGUUUCUAUGGAACUAUGGAUGUACAUUUGGAGCUAGAGGACCGACUUGCCAAGUUUAUGAAUUGCGAAGAAGCUAUCCUGUAUUCCUAUGGCUUUGCAACAAUAGCCAGUGCUAUACCUGCUUACUCUAAGAGAGGAGAUGUCAUUUUUGUGGAUGACGGUGUGUGUUUUGCCAUACAGAAGGGUCUGGUAGCAUCUAGAAGUCAUAUUAGAUAUUUCAAACAUAAUGAUAUGGAAGAUCUUGAGAGACUUUGUCUAGAACAGCAGAAAGAAGACAAGAGGGUGCCAAAGAAAGCAAAGGUAACAAGGAGAUUCCUUGUUGUAGAGGGAUUAUAUGCCAAACAUGGAGAUGUUUGUCCAUUGCCAAAGCUUGUGGAGAUGAAAUGGAAGUACAAACUUCGUAUUUUUGUUGAAGAAAGUUUUUCAUUUGGUGUGCUUGGAAAGACCGGAAGGGGAGUUACAGAACAUUUUGGUAUCAGUGUAGAUGAGAUAGACUUGAUGGCUGCUUGUUUAGAGAAUGCUAUUGGUGGUGCUGGGGGAUUUUGUUGUGGAAAGAAGUAUAUUGUUGAUCAUCAGAGGUUGUCAGGUCUUGGCUACUGUUUCUCGGCGUCACUUCCUCCAAUGUUGGCAUCAGGAGCCAUUCAGUCACUCACCAUUAUAGAAAAUGACCAAGAAAUGUUAACAAGACUGAGGCACAACUGUGAAAAAAUACAUGAAAAACUGUCAAAAAUUGAUGGUAUGAGGGUUAUGGGUGAUACUGUGGCCCCAAUCAAACAUUUCAGUCUAUCAGAACCCAGUGAUGACAGGGAUUUUGACAACAGAACCUUAGAGAAAAUCACAGAAGAGGCGAUGCAGAGAGGUUUAGCCCUUACACCAGCUAGAUAUCUAGAACAUGAGGAACAUAAUCUCCCGCCACCAAGUAUAAGACUAGCAGUGAACGUGAAGUUGACAGAUGAGGAGAUAGACAACUGUAUGUCAAUACUGUCAGAUGCCUGUCAUGCAGUGCUAUCGAAGAGCUCAUGAUAUCCUUUUGAUACAAGUAUUUUACCAGAAAACCAAAAAAGCCUGAGAUUGAAAAAAGCAGCCGAAAAUACCAUGAUGAAACAGAUGCUUGAAUAGACAUAGUAAAGGACACUCAAUAAAACUACUAAGGAAUGCUCAAAACAUAUUUUACGAAAAUGAAAAUUAGUUUUUGCUAUUUUUGUUAUGCUAUAGUUUUUAUGAUUCAGUUUUCAUAUUGUGCUGUUGAUUUAUACUUUUUAAAUUAUUAAAUGGUGUAUUUAUGUUAAAAAAUUACAAAUAUAAGAAUGAUGAUCAGUAGAUGGAGGUGUGAACCGAAACUUGUAAUUACUCAUUGCAUUUGGAGAACUUUAUGACAAUGUUCUGUAUGAAUUCAUUUAUCUAUUUAAGAAUGUUUGUGGAUUUUGAAUGAGUGGUUGAGACUAUCAUUUUUAGCUCACUGGAGAAUGAAGUGGUCAGGGUUGAGCAAGUGUGAUUGUCCUUUGUCUGUCGUCUGUCAAAUACCUUUAUUAACAUAUAUUUAGAGGCCACAGUCCUUGAGCAGUCUCCAUUAAACUCACUCAGAGUGAGUUGUGCCAAUAGAUCUGGACCCAGUUCGGUAAUAGGACAGGUUGCUCUAAUUACACAGGUCUUAUGGCAGGUAAAUUAGUUAAACUACGUCUGUCAGCCAUAUGUCAAUUCUUGUUAUAUAAUAGAGACCACAUUUCAUUUUUUAAAGCUCAUGAACAUUCCAGAUGUAACAUUUUCUGUCUGAUAUACAUGAAACUUGAUCAGAAUAGGUUUUUUAGCUCACCUGAGCACGAAGUGCUCAAAGGUGAGCUUUAGUGAUCACCCUGUGUCCGGCGUCCGUCGUCGUCCGUCGUCCGUCCGUCCGUCCGUCCGUCCGUCGUCAACAAUUUGACUGUUAACACUCUAGAGGUCACAUUUUUGACCCAAUUUUAAUGAAACUUGGUCAGAAUGUUACCCUCAAUAAAAUCUUGGACGAGUUCGAUAUUGGGUCAUCUGGGGUCAAAAACUAGGUCAUCAGGUCAAAUCAAAGGAAAAGCUUGUUAACACUCUAGAGGUCACAAUUUUGGCCCAAUCUUAAUGAAACUUGGUUAGGAUGUUACCCUCAAUAAAAUCUUGGACGAGUUCGAUAUUGGGUCAUCUGGGGUAAAAAACUAGGUCACCAGGUCAAAUCAAAGAAAAGCUUGUUAAACACUCUAGAGGUCACAUUUUUGGCCAAUCUUAAUGAAACUUGGUCAGAAUGUUACCCUUAAUAAAAUCUUGGACGAGUUCGAUAUUUGGUUAUCUGGGUUCAUAAACUAGGUCACCAGGUCAAAUCAAAGGAAAAGCUUGUUAACACUGUAGAAGCCGCAUUUAUGACUGUAUCUUCAUGAAACUUGGUCAGAUUGUUAAUAUUGAUGAUCUUAAGGUCCAGUUUGAAUCUGGGUCAUGUAGGAUAAAAAAACUAGGUCACCAAGCCAAAUCAAAUGAAAAGCUAGUUUACACUGUAGAGGCCACAUUUAUGACCAUACCUUAAUGAAACUUGGUCAAAAUGUUAAUCUUGAUGAUCUAUAGCUCAAGUUCAAAUCUGGGUUAGGUGGGGUCAAAAACUAGGUCACUAGGUCAUAUCAAAGGAAAAGCUUGUUAACACUCUAGAGGCCACAUUUAUGACUAUAUCUUCAUGAAACUUAGUCAGAAUGUUAAACUUGAUGAUCUUUAGGGCAAUUUUGAAUCUGGGUCAUGUUGGGUCAAAAACUAGGUCACCAGGUCAAAUCAAAGGAAAAGCUAAUUAACACUGUAGAGGCCACAUUUAUGACCAUAUCUUAAUGAAACUUGGUCAGAAUGUUUAUCUUGAUGAUCUUUAGGUCAAGUUUAAAUCUGGGUCAGAUGGAGUCAAAAAACUAGGUCACUAGGUCAUAUCAAAGGAAAAGCUUGUUAACACUCUAGAGGCCACAUUUAUGACUAUAUCUUCAUGAAACUUAGUCAGAAUGUUAAUCUUGAUGAUCUUUAGGUCAAGUUUAAAUCUGGGUCAUGUGGGGGCAAAAACUAGGUCACCAGGUCAAAUCAAAGGAAAAGCUAGUUAACACUUUAGAGGCUACAUUUAUGACCAUAUCUUAAUGAAACUUGGUCAGAAUGUUGAUCUUGAUGAUCUUUAGGUCAAUAGGUCAGGUGAGCAAUACAGGGCCUUCAUGGCCCUCUUGUUUAUUUAGUCUAGGCUGAGUUCGAAAAUGAAUUAUAUGUGAUCAAAAAGUAGGUUUUCAAUUUCUCUCUUGAGACCACAUUUUUAAAUCUUCAUGAAACCUGGUCAGAAUAUUUGUGUUAAUAAGUUUUAUGUCUAGUUUGAAACUGUGUCAUUUUACAUACUUAAGUUGCAGCAUCUUCUGUCAGAUUUGAAUGAAACUUGGCCAGAAUUUUUGUUUUCUCAAUAUCAUGGUCAAGUUUGAAACUAGGUUAUUUGGGCUAAAAAACUAUGACAUUAUCUUAAUUUGUAGAAAAUGUCAUAUCAUCACUUCAGAGACCACAUUUUCUGCCUUAUUUAAACAAAAUCUGUUCAGAAUGUUGUCUCUGUGAAAUCAGUUGCAAUUGCAAACAAAGGUUUCAAUGGACAUUAAAUCUAGGUCACUGGAUUGAAUCAUAGAAAAACAAUAUUAACACAACAAGUCACAUUUUUGACUGAAUCUUCUUUGAAACAUUUGAACCGCACCAUGAGAAAACCAACAUAGUGGCUUUGUAACCAGCAUGGAUCCAGACCAGCCUGUGCAUCUGCGCAGUCUUGUCAGGAUCCAUGCUGUUUGCUUUCAAACCUUAUUGCAAUUAGAGAAACUUUUAGCAAACAGUAUGGAUCCUGACCAGACUGCGCAGUCUGAUCUGGAUCCAUGCUGGUUGCAAAGCCGCUAUGUUGGUUUUCUCAUGGCGUAGCUCAUUUCUUGUUUGUAUAGUUUGAUACUAAACACUUUUACUUUCAUAAUACAGUGUUUCAUAUAAGCAAGGUCAAUCAAGAUCAGGUGAGCGCUAAGGGCCAUCACGACCUUCUUGUUUUGUUAUAUAUACUAUGACUUGUGCGUACAUUAAAAACUUGUGCUUUGUCCAGGUGAGCUAUAUUAGUUAGUCAUGACAUUCUUAAUGCUUUAUCAGGUAUCCUUUUGAACAAAUUAAAUAUUUUGUAUAUUUAAAAAACAGUAGUUUUAAUGCUGAAGAUCAAGAAAAUUUGAAUUGCCAGGAAUUUUUCAUAUUAAUUAUGUUUUUACUGUCGUUUUACAUUUACAUAUUCUGUACAGUUAUAUUGUUUAAAGUUUUCUAAAGUUUAGUUACAUUCUUUUGUCUGUGACUUAAUUUAUUUGGACAAGUUUUUACUUUGAGAGAUUAAUGAUUGAACAUUGUUGUAAAUACAAAGUGAACAAAAGUAAUACCUUGACUUACUAAGAUUCAGGAGCUGCCAUCUCGUACAUUACAAUGCCAAUACUUACCUCAGCUAAUUUUAAUAUUUUUUUUCAGAAUUAUUUAAAGUUACGUUUUAAUAGUUGUAAUAGCUUUUAAUUGAGAAAGUCCCAUUCAUUCGAGUUGACCCUCAGCCAUUGACAUUUAAAUUUGAAGUUUAUGAAUGAUAAGUAUUUCAUUACUGUUUGUGACAGCAUGCAUAGAGCAUGCAGUAUAUGUUAGUCAGAGAUUUGUUUCAUGCUGAUAAUUGAAACACUUUGAAGAUUUAUGCAUUUUUUUUUUACAUGUGAAUAUAUGCUGCAACAUAUAAUCAUAUUUUAAUGUAUGCAUGUAUAUAUAUAUAUAUAUAUAUAUAUAUAUAUAUAUAUAUAUAUAUAUAUAGCUUUGAAACUUUUUCUAUGUAUGUAAGUGUGAACUGCAGUCAUUCAUAAUUACAAGGCAAUGAGGAUGUUGGUUUUACCUUUUGUACAGUAUUGCAUGACAAAAUUGGAAGUUGAGCCAGGUAUGGAACAUUAGAAUAACACAAGAGACAUUAUCUGCCAUGGAACAAUGAAUUAUGGUUGAAUGAUCAGUCGGGGACCUCCGUGGCUGAGUGAUUAUGGUUUGAAACCUAGCUGGAGGUGUUGAAUUUAUCAUAUGAGGAAGCCAUCAAGCUGACUAAUGGAAAUAAUGCCAGGAAUGGCAGUGGGGGUCUUUAUUCGCUGUAAAAAACAUGGAAAGUCACCAUAUGACCUAAAUUGUGUUGACGUCACUAUAAACCCAACAAAAACAAAACAAGAUUGGUCAAUCUGGAAAGGUUGUUAGUCUUGCGGUUGCAUUAGGCAGAUUUAUGUUAAGACUUACUGGUAGUCAUAAUAACGUAAUUUACCAAAUAAAUCUUAAACUUAUUUUUAAAUUACAACCAUAAUAGUUGUCAUAUCAAUGAGGAGGGGGGGAGGGGAUUAAAAUGUACAAAUGCAACAGCAUGAAGAUUAUAUAUGAAAAAAUGAAAUAAGUCCAAUUUAAAUUACAUGUUGUGGAAUAUGUUUUUCAUGUUUGAAAAUUUGAUGGAAAUAUAUGAUUUUGUGGCCUUUCUGUAAUUACCAGUAAUGUGUGCAUAGUGUUUCAUGACUGUAAGUUUAAAUUUGUAAAUAAUUAUUUACCUGUGUGUAUGAAGGCAACUUUCAUUAUUUAUGUAGCACCUUAUAUAUUGAAAGUAUGGAAGUUUAGUGUUAGAUUGAUUGUAAUUUUGUUUGAGAUAUAUAUAUUCUCCAUGAGUUGUCUUUCUUGGUAGACUAUCCAUAAUUAUUGUCCUUACUUUUUCUUUGUUUUUAGGAGAGAGGUUGAGAUUUCAUUGUAGGAUUAAAUAAGAUUUUCUGUCGUAUUCAUGCAGUGUGUAAACCUUGCUGAAUAAUGCUCACAUUGAAAAAAUAAAGCCCUUUCGGAGCUUUAUAUUAAAUGUGUGUGUAAAUAGCAGGGUCUACACUGCAUGAACACCAAAAAAAAAUAUUCCAUAUACUUCCAAAUAAAACAUGUUUCUACACCAAUUUUUCAAAUUUUUUUUUUUUAAUUCAAAUGAUCUUGCUCUCCUCAACCAAAAUUUAGAGAAUUUCUUUUCUUUUUAAUUUUGAAUUGAUAUAGGAAAUUAUCUAUUUAAGAAAAUGAGUGCACACACGUUUUGUUCAGAAUUUAAAAUGUUACUGCAGUUUUUUCUAAUAUUGAUGCUAAUUGCUUUUGGCAAUGAUGCUGUGCUGAAAUAUAUACUAAAUCAUGCAAAAUUCUUGAAUUAAUAGAUAUUGGAAUUAUUUAGAAGCAUAUUCUAAAAAUGGUCUGAUAGACUGCUUCACAUAAAUGUAGUUUUGAACAGCAGAUUUUACAAGUGUUUUCGGCCAUGUAGAUCUAUGUCCUUAUUUGUUUAACAUUACAGUGUUCCUAAUUUUGACACCACAAGUACUUACUGAAAUAUAGAAUGAAAACCUAACAAUUAUGAAAUCUUCACCACUCUGUUAUUAGUGAUUUGAAUGGCAUUUGUAUGUUUUUAUAUUUCUUGAUCUCUAUCUGUAAUAAUUUUGUUUUCAUCAUUUUUUUAAAAUUGCUCUUGAAAAGUUUGUGUUGUUGUGUUUCAUUAAAAUCUUCCAAUCACCAAAUAUGGAAAACCAAAUUGAGACAAAAGUCUUGAUCCUUGCCAUAUCCUUACCAUUAAAUAUAACUUAAUCCUUGAUUAUUUUUUGUCAGCCUGUUUUAUUAAGACUGAAGUAAUUAAUCAUAAGUUUAAUUAUGCCUGCUUUUGAAGAAGAAGGGGGGUGUUUUUUUUGCUCACGCCUUUUGGUCAGUCUAUAGGAUAGUUUAGUAGACAGUUUGGUUUCCGGACUUUUAAUUUAAGACUGUUUGGCCUACAUUGACCAGACUUUAUAGGAUCAUUGCCUAUGGUUAGUAGAUGACAUUCUAUUCUUUGGGGGGAGUGGGGAUGGGCAAAAUAGAUUCAGAUCAGUAUCUUACAAACACUAGGGCCUACACUCAAUAGGAUGAUUGCCUGUGAUGACUAGAUGACCCCUAUUACUUUUGGUUUUAGUAAGUUAAAGGUCAGGGAAGUAUAUGAGACAAUAAGAUUCAAAACAGUUUCUGGUUAAUAAAUGGACAUUGCUUUUGCCUAGGACUGUUGGACUUCAUAGAAUGGUCAGAAGUUGACCCCAAUUGUUUCGAAGUUAGUAGAUGCAUUCUGAUCAAUUACUGGAGAAGGCAUGGACCUACAGUGAUCAUGCUUCAUAGGAUGAUUCCCUUUAGUCAGAAUACAACCCCCAAUGUUUUUGGGUCAGUAGGGCAAAUUCAAGUGUGACCUUGAAACUAAAAAUGGUUUCUGACCAACAGGUGGGAACACUUGUGCUACAGUCGUUCAUAGGAUGAUUGGAAGUUUUCAGUAAAUUUCAAAAACAGUUCAAGGGAUCAGUAUGUCAAGGUCAAAGUCACAAUGAACUUGAGACUUAAAAUGGCUUCUUAUCAGUAGCUUGGGGAUGCUGGGGUAUGUUUUGGGGGUUCAGUAGAUCAAAGGUCAAGAUCACAGUAAUUUUUAAACUUAAAUGAUUGAAGAUAUACAGCUCAGUAAUGCUUUGGCCUAAGAUGUAUAGAUUUUAUAGUGUGAUCCUCUAUAGCCAGUAGAUGACCUCUAUUGUUUUGUUAUUUGGUCGGUCAAGGUCACAACAUACUAGAGACUGACUAUUACACACCGAGUUACCUCUGACAGGUCAUAUGGGGGGGCAUUAGUGUUUUACAAAACAUAUUUUUAAUUAAGUUAUAUUUGUACAUUCAACUUCAAACAUUGCCCUUUUUGCCCUUUUAUCGUCCUUACCUGAAAUGAGUUUAUUUAAUUUCCUUGCUUCCUGUCCAUUAUAGUAACUCUUUGCUCUGUAGGGAAUAUCAAGAAUUCAACAAACAUUUGUAUGUGUUAUAUCAAUUUGUGGGAUGUGUUCCAAGUUGUAAGUUAAAACGGAGCUUGCUAAAUGGCCUUUCACUGAAGUUGGUACUAGGGUGUGAGAGAGGUGUUGCACAUUUCAUUUCCAUUCAUGAACACACUUAAAGCAAGUCUGCUGUUGUUUGCUUGGUUACAGAUCUUUUUGUUGAUUUGAUUGCUUUAUGCUGGCAUACCCAGAUAAAUGGAUGUUUGACUAAGAACUUAAGAUGUAGGGUUUUGAGCAAUGAUAUGAUGCAUUGAUGGUAAUUUACCUGAAUAUUUCUCUGUCAUAAGACAGCUGAAAAGACAUUUUAUAUAUAAAAAUCACUGUCAGUUAGUUUGCCUGUCUGUUCACAUCACACUGUGUCUCAGCUUUAACUUGUAAACAGUUCAAGAGAUUCAAUGAAACAUUACAUAAAUGUAAAUCAUGAUGAGAGCAAUCAGGUCUUUACCUCCAAGGUCAAGGUCAGGUCUGUACCACCAAGGUCAAGGUCAUAGGCAAGAAGUUUUAUCCUAAACUGACCAAGGUAAGGGCCCUUUUACUUUGUGGCAUUUAUUACUUAAUACAGUGAAACACCGCUCACUCGAGCAUCGAUGACUUGAGCACCCGGGCUCGCUCGAGCAAUUCAUGUGGUCCCGGCCGAUUUCCUUCAAUUUUCUUUGCGAAAUUACCAUGGCUGGGUCGAGCAUCGAUAACUCGAUCGCUCGAGCAUGACACCUGAUCCCUGUGUAUUCAUUUAUUCUUUGUUUCUUCUGGCAAGCUCGAGCAGAAGUGUCAAAAUUUUUCACACCUUCGGCGUCAGAAUGUAUCGGUUAAUCAAAAAAUUUUCACACACCGCGAGAAUUGCGUAGUCUAUUCCCAGACUAUCUUAAAUUUGUUAGUCGGUAUAUUUGAUCUUAUAAUGAGAUUGAUAAACGGUUUAAGAAAAGUUUUAUUGAUCAAAUAUCGAUCAAUUACUGAUUACUUGAAACAUCUUUUCUGCGGGAUCGAGAAGAUAGUUAUGAGAUCUUAAUAUUUUAAUCAGCAGUUGUUUGCAUGCAAAUGAAGGAAGUAAUAUAACCUUUUCAUUAAAUUGAGACGAUAAUUAUGAUAUGCACUUGCUGAUGAAUAUAAAUAAAAAGUCUUAGUUGUUUCUUCACAUGUGCCAUUUACAAAUUACCUAUUGAAACGUCUAUCAAAGAUAACGUUUGUAAUACGUUUUUUUCAUUUAAAAUGUCACAAGUAUGUUAUUAUUACGCAUCACCGUUUAUUCUGCAAACGGUCCCGAUGAAAAUUGGUACAAGUAUCUUCAAUUUUCUUCGUAUGUUGGUCAAUGCUUGGGUCGCUCGAAACCAUGGAUAACUCGAGCAUUUUGCCCAUCCCCUUGCGACCUCGAGCGAGCGGUGUUUUACUUAACUUUUUUACAAUACAGAGGAUUUGGGUCAUUUGGGAUUGGAACUGUGGGUGUUAUUAGUGUGAAUAGCCCUAUGGUCCUUUCAUAGGGGUUUAUGCCAUUAAGAUAUAGGAUUAAUAGUUCCUGUCUUAAAAGAAGUGGUUUUAAUAAUGAGGUGGUCUUUAUUAAGGAAUGUUCUUAAUAUGGGGUUCUGCUGUAGUUCGGUCAGUGUUAGAAAUUAAGAUUUUAUUUGAAAAUAUUAAUGUCUUUCAUUGUCUACUUUCCUGUUGUUUAACAUUUUGAAAAAAAGUAUUUAAUUUAGCUAAAAUAUUUAGUGAUAGGGUUUUAAAUAUCAUAAUAGAGGUAUAAAAAACGCAUCUGUUAAGGUAGUUCUGCAUGUUUGAUAAACUGGAAGUGAUGGCAUAAUGUCAUUUAUCAAGAAACCGUAGAAUAAAAAAUGGAUUCGGCAUACGGAAAUCAAAAUCAUUUUAUGAAUUAAUUGCAACCUGUGAGUAAAUUUGUUACAAUGGCACUGUUACUGUCUUUCCAAAGUUAAAAUAUGAUACUGAAAAAAUUAGACAUGUUAAAUAAUUCAAAAUAAUGUUAAAAAAUUAGCGUGGACUGUGCGGUUCACUUUAAUCUUGGAAAAUAUCUCGUAAAAUAAGCACAUGGACCUAUUCAUUUUACUUCAUUACAUUGUAGGCCAUAUGUUUAUGUACAACAGUGAGAAGUUUCAUUAUAAUCUAGAUGCAUUGUAUAAAAAAUUCUAUUUGCGAAAAUGUUAUGAAAGUUAUGAUUUUCGCAUAGACUCCCAUUCUGAAAAAUUGCGUGAGGUCCAACUUUUUCAAAUCAGUCUAGCAAAAAAUCAAACUCUUGACCCUAUCUUUUUUAUUUGCUGUAUUUUCUUAGUAUAUUCUGAAGUUUUAAAAAAUCAGAGUUUAUUCAAAUUCUACAUUGUAGAAAAAAUUUUGAUCCAAACAUGCAUAACUACCUUAAAUGAAGACAGCCAGAACUAUGCACUGGUCUGUACAUCUUCAGAGGUAAAUUGUUGAUAAGCAAUCUGUAAAUUGUUUAAUAUAACAUACAUAUGCAAAUCAGUUAUUUCUUUUUGUCAAAAUUUUGUGUUCAGAUUAGGGACUUUCACAUCCACAGGAUGUUAUAAUGAUCAACAUCUGUCUAAUUUUUGUCACAAUAUUGAUUUGAAAUAAUACUUUUUCCAAAAGAAAUUACAAUUAAUUCUAAAACCUUAAUUGCCACGUUACUGUUAACCAGUUAACUAUUGACAUCCAUGACUUUUAUAUGAUAAAAAAUGAUUUUAAAAAAUUUGCAUUUCAUCUCACACUUGUACUUCUGAUUUGAAUAGAGUAAUUUUUAUUCCCAAGAAUUUUGUACAAAAUGUGUCUUUGGAUGUAUAUUUUACUUCACAAGUUAAUCCUGUAUUUAAUUUACUAUGACUUUGUAACUUAUUGUGAUAGUAUUUAUACUUUUGAUUCAAAAAUAAACUUUAAAUAUUAA
Messenger RNA from Mercenaria mercenaria, 11264 nucleotides. Its product is annotated as serine palmitoyltransferase 1-like. Gene Ontology annotation, cellular component: endoplasmic reticulum. Gene Ontology annotation, molecular function: pyridoxal phosphate binding; serine C-palmitoyltransferase activity. The transcript has 16 exons. NCBI's taxonomy places the organism in Eukaryota, Metazoa, Mollusca, Bivalvia, Venerida, Veneridae. Bases 90 to 1529 code for a protein of 479 amino acids. Gene Ontology annotation, biological process: sphingosine biosynthetic process; ceramide biosynthetic process. The record is from RefSeq and is a predicted model, not a curated record.